AUGUCCAACUUUAAGCACUCCACUCCUCCAGAUCUUCUCGAAUCGACUCUCGCUCGUAUCAAGCACCUCGAUAUCACAGACCAUUUAUCGUACGACAAAAGUGCACAUCCUUUCUCUGGAGGGAGCUACGGGGACAUUCGAAUUGGAACGUAUGAUCAUCCCGACCGUGGUAAACUUAAGGUCGCGGUGAAAUGUCUUCGUGUAUUCCAUACGCAAACGCCUGAGACAUUGAAGCUACUCAAACGAGAAGUUCAGAUUUGGUCGAGUCUUGACCACCCGAAUGUUCUUCCGCUGCUUGGCUAUAUUUUGGAGGAGAACGACUUUCCGACUCUUGUAUCCGAGUUUAUGGAAAACGGGACGGCACUGCGAUAUGUCUCGCAACACCCAGAAAUAGACGUUACUGGUAUAAACAAACAGAUCCUUGGCAUAGCUGAAGGAAUAGACUAUCUACACGACAAGGGUAUCAUCCAUUCUGACCUAAAAUCGGAUAACAUUCUCAUCUCUCCGGAAGGCAGACCACUCAUAUGUGACUUCGGCAUCUCGCGCGUGAUUUCCCUUUCAACUUCGUUCAGCGGAUACCCCAUCAAUGGCCAAACUACAACUGGGAAUGUGAAGGGAUCGGCUCGAUGGAUGUCUCCGGAGAUUCUAUGUUCACCAACCGAUCAAUCCCCAGCAAAGCACACAAUUGAGUCCGAUAUAUGGGCGUUCGGCAUGGUGGCAUAUGAACUCUUGACAUUGCAAAGGCCAUAUUACGAGCUAAGUAACGACGUACAAGUAAUUUCAGCCAUCUGGUAUAGCCAGUUGCCGAAGAAACCCGAGGAUUAUUAUACCUGGACAUGGAGCAAAAAGACUAUUUGGGAGUUAUGCAAUUCAUGUUGGUCAAGAAACCCUGCCACACGGCCAGGGAUGUCUACUGUUGCUUGGUUACUCAAAGCUGCUCGUGAAGACACUAUUGUGAUCAUUAAUAGAAAGGCAAGCACAUUGGAAAUAUUAUGCUAG
Fomitiporia mediterranea MF3/22 is the source of this 999-nucleotide messenger RNA. RefSeq names its product kinase-like protein. Gene Ontology annotation, molecular function: ATP binding; protein kinase activity. The transcript has 5 exons. Gene Ontology annotation, biological process: protein phosphorylation. Lineage: Eukaryota; Fungi; Basidiomycota; Agaricomycetes; Hymenochaetales; Hymenochaetaceae. The record is from RefSeq and is a predicted model, not a curated record. Bases 1 to 999 code for a protein of 332 amino acids.